AUGCAAUCCACGCUGCCAACCCCCCCGCCCCCCCAGGCCGCACCGUUCCCAACCCCCUUAUCGCCCCAAGCCGCACUUGCAGCGCGCCGCGUCCUAUGCUUCCUCCGCGGACCCGCCUACUCCCGCUCCAUCCGCUCUCUCUCCUCCCGCAUCAAGCGCUACGGCGUGCUCGAGCGCUGGGAGCCAUCUGCGGACUUCAAGGUCAUGACGAAGAAAUCGCAGCGCAAGUGGCUCAUCCGCGACAUCCGGAGGUUUGUCACAACGGCGAUCUACAUGAUCACGCGCAACGUCAAUCGGAGCGGGACCGCCAUCGCCGAGGAGGAGAAUGCGCCGGCCUUCAACGUCCGCAUCCUCCUCGCCUCGCUCCUCAUUGUCAACCGCCCGAAUAGCUGCUUCGAGGCCAUCGGCGAGCUCGAGAGGAGGGUGCAAGCUUCGUCCUCUCCCAUCUACGAUUCCCUGUGCGCCUUGGUUGACUGUGCCCAGGGCCAGACUCUGAACUCCAUGAAUUGGACGGAGCACCGCGACUUCCUCCGCCGCCUGAAGACCUACCUUCAAGACUUCCAAGCGUGGAAGGUUCCCGACGAGCACAAGCUUUCCGAGCGCAUCAAGCACGCCCUUCUCGCCCUGUACCGCGCGGAGUCACACCUCACUGAGGAGAGCCAGGGCUACGAGAGCAUGAAGCAGGAGUUUCGGGCGCAGAAGGCCAAGCUCAGGGCCAAGAUGGUGCAGAUCGCGGGGACCCAAGGCCUUGCGAACGUGGACGAGCUGCUGAGGAAGGAGCGGAUCUACCCCGAGGACGACGAGGAGGCUGGCGCGAGUGAGGAGGCCGGUGCGAGUGAUCCGUCCGCCGCCAGCAGCCUCCCCCCCUCGACCAACGCGUCCGGUCUGUCGUCUCUCCCGGGUAGGAUGACAAACGAGCAGCUGGCACACGAGCUCCUACUCGAUCCGAACUUCAAGCUCGACACAGAGGGAGCCGGCUACAUCGACAACGCAGUCCUCUCUAACGUGCGGGAGAGCUUCAAGAUCGCCUUCUGGAACAGCCUGGUCGACGACCUAAGGAUCUCACCCCCCUGCUACACACGUGUGAUCAGAGUGCUGGGUGAGGUGAGGGACGGGCUCAUAGAUCUGGCACCAAGGUUCAGAGCUUAUCUGCGGGAGAAGAUCGACACCAACCACAUCACGCAACUGGUCGAAAUGGGAUCGAUUGACUGGCCAUCCUGCAUCGCCAUACUCGACGGUGUCAUCUCCUCCGCGAUCGAGAUCCAGGAGCCGAAGCGCAAGGAGGAGACGGUGUCGGAGUGGGCGGAGAGGAAGGCGAAGAUGCAGUCCUGCGAGCCGGAGGAGCAGCCGGAGGCCUUCUGCGCCAACCUCGAGUACACACUGGCGCGCGUCAAUGCCAUGCGGGUCGAUGCGGCCAACGCGCGCCUCCGGAACAUCGCCCACGUCAUCCAGAAUCACGGCGUCGAGUAUGAGCAAAGUCACAUGUCGAAGAAGAUCAGGCAGAACCCGGAGUACCUUCGGCGCACACCCGAAUGGAUCCUUCAGUCGAUCACCAAGCUCUCCAAGGAGAAUGGCAUGAUCAUCCCCUCGCUCCUCCGCGGCGACGGCGCGACGUUCCAGACGGUCCACGCAGCGGCAAUCCUCGGCCUCGUCACCGCGGAUGUGCCCAUCACGGAUGAAAACUGCCCGGAGUUGCUCCUCCUCGACGUCGCCCGCCUGAAGAGGCUGCAGAGGUCUUUCCGAUUCGACCUCUUCGGCUGCGGCUGCCUGCGGAUGGCCUCCCAGAAGAUUCUCUCCAAGGACAGGGGCACGUCCGCCAUGGGACUCAUCCGGCAUCUCGUCACGGCUCUCAAUGCGUUCGACGCCUCCGAGAUGGACACUGAAGGUGCAAAGAAGGUGUUCAAGGACUCGUUCAAGUCAGAGCUCUCCGACGAGGAGAAGGGGAUCAUCACCGCUACCUUCUACCCCUACAGCGAAGUGGCGCUCGGCCAACUCCUCGAAGUUCCCGCCCCCACCACCGCUGCCCUCUUCCCGUUCGUCGAGGAGCACUGGUACAACGUCGCCGUGAAGGUCUCCGAGAGUCGACCUGCCUAUCUCAACACCUGGUCCCUGAAUGAGCGCAUCACCCGCAACGCCAAGGCCCUGCGCAAGAUCAUCGAUGUGAACCGCAAGGUCCACACCGCGCUCUACAACAGGAUCAUCGCGGAGCAGGCGGCUAGGGUUUAG
Messenger RNA from Guillardia theta CCMP2712, 2226 nucleotides. RefSeq lists its product as hypothetical. Bases 1 to 2226 code for a protein of 741 amino acids. The transcript has a single exon. NCBI's taxonomy places the organism in Eukaryota, Cryptophyceae, Pyrenomonadales, Geminigeraceae. Gene Ontology annotation, biological process: signal transduction. The record is from RefSeq and is a predicted model, not a curated record.